Verruconis gallopava is the source of this 1413-nucleotide messenger RNA. RefSeq lists its product as uncharacterized. Gene Ontology annotation, cellular component: peroxisome. Gene Ontology annotation, biological process: phenylacetate catabolic process; fatty acid beta-oxidation. Lineage: Eukaryota; Fungi; Ascomycota; Dothideomycetes; Venturiales; Sympoventuriaceae. Gene Ontology annotation, molecular function: acetyl-CoA C-acyltransferase activity. The record is from RefSeq and is a predicted model, not a curated record. Bases 96 to 1295 code for a protein of 399 amino acids. The transcript has 5 exons.
CCGACACAACAUGUCUUUCACACACAGUUUCUUCGCACACGCCGCGUUCUCUACCCUCGAAAAUCCACCCUAGAUUUCACCUUUAAACUCUCAUAAUGGGCAAAGCAGACAUCACAAGCAAGAAUCCAGACGACAUUGUCGUGACAUGCGCCCUACGCACCGCCAUUACAAAGGGCGGCAAGGGAGGCUUUAAAGAUACCGACGCCGCGGACAUGCUAGUCGGAGCGUUCAAGGCUCUGAUCGAACGUUCGAAGAUUGACCCUUCGAAGGUUGAUGACAUUGCCGUCGGCUCUGUCUUGGCACCCGGAGGAGGAGCCACAGAGUUCAGAGCAGCUGCGCUUGCAGCAGGCUUUCCAUCGUCCACCGCGGUCAAGAGUCUGAACCGUCAAUGUUCGUCUGGUUUAAUGGCAUGUGUGGACAUCGCGAAUGCAAUCAGGGCUGGCAUGAUUGAGGUUGGUGUGGGCGCUGGUGUUGAGAGCAUGAGCAAACAGUAUGGCCCUGCAGCCGUUACGGAAAUGUCGGACGAGCUUUUGUCACACCAAGCGGCAGCAGAAUGCCGGGUACCUAUGGGUCAACUUUCGGAACAAAUGGCUCAAGACAAGAAGAUUUCCCGCGCAUCGCAAGAUGAAUUCGCCGCUAGAUCAUAUCAAAAGGCCGUCGAGGCGCAGAAGAAAGGCUUAUUUGACCAGGAGAUUGCUCCUUUGACAGUUAAAUGGAUAGACCCAAAAACAGAGGAGGAAAAGAUCAUCACCGUGGCUAAGGACGAUGGCGUGAGAGAAAAUAUCACUGCUGAAUCUCUUAGCAAGAUCCGCCCGGCGUUCGCGAAGAAUGGUUCCAUCCAUGCGGGCAAUGCAUCCCAGGUGUCUGAUGGUGCUGCUGCAGUACUUCUUAUGAAACGAUCGACCGCGCAGAAACUAGGACAAAACAUCCUCGGCAAGUUUGUUGCCUCAUCCGUCGUCGGCGUUCCACCUCUCCUUAUGGGCAUUGGUCCGUGGAAAGCGAUCCCCGUUGCGCUCCAAAAAGCUGGUAUAAAUAAAGAAGACGUUGACAUCUGGGAGAUAAAUGAAGCUUUUGCAUCUCAAUGCCUGUGGUGCGCGAAUGAGCUUGGCUUGGACAUGAACAAGGUCAAUCCAAAGGGUGGAGCUAUCGCCUUCGGUCAUCCGCUAGGGAUGACUGGUGCGAGACAGAUUUCGACGCUGCUAUACGAAUUAAAGAGAACAAACAAGAAAAUUGGCGUCACAAGCAUGUGUGUGGGUACCGGAAUGGGCAUGGCUGCUGUAUGGGUGGCGGAAUAAUAUACUUGUAAAAUAACGUGUAACACUCAAAACAUAUGGUGGAUGGUGUAGUUUGUGUAUCUUAUGCUAUAUCUAACUUGAUUACAUAACCCCGAAUCGAGCAUCACAAUUCUACGGA